GUUGUCGCGCGAAAAUUAUGCGGAAGUAACAUGGCCGCGGCAGUAAACAAAUCCACGCAGUGAAUGAUUUGGGAUAUCGGUAAUGAUGGAUGAAGCAUCAUCAAUCUUAUCUCAGUCUACAUCUGAAUCCUUGGAAUGGGUUGCCGUGGGAAAAGAGGCAGAAUUGAAGGAGAAGAGAAGGAAAACGUUGGAGGUAUCGGACAGGAAGGUCACAAUCUUCUUUCAAGAUGGCAGGUUUUAUGUCUUGGAUUUCCAUUGCUACCAUGCCGGAGGACCACUGGAUGUUGGAAAUAUUGAGGAAGUAAAUGGAGUAAGUUGCGUCGUGUGUCCGUGGCAUAAGUACAAGAUCAGCUUAGGGUCAGGCGAGGGAUUCUAUCAGUCCAUCGACCCACAUGAUAGAAAGAAACCCCCCUGCUGGAAGUCAAAGGGGGUCAAGCAGCGAACCCACCACAUUGAGGUCAGAGGUCAAACAGUCUACGUCAAACUGUCAACAUCCAAGACAGAACUGGAGUCUGAUCACUAUUAUUCCAAGAAAUAUCGAGAUAUGAUGGAUCCAAGUUAACGAUUGCCAAUUACUGGAGGUCUAAAUUGAAUUGAUAUAAUUUUUGAUAUGUGCAAUUGCUAUUGCUAAAAGAGUAAAUUAAAAUUAUUUAUGCUAGCUGAUAGGAAAUAACAUACAAAUAAUGAUUGUUUAUGAGUGCAAUGGUGCGAAUAUGUUCAUGAGUUGAAAGAUGGAAUGUUCUAUUCAACGAGGCGGAGCCGAGUUGAAUGGAACAUUCCAUAUUUUUCUUCGGAUGGAACGAAAAAUGCAUGGUGAAUGGUACAAAAGAUGCACGGUGAGUGAUGUAGUACUUUUAUUUGCUAUCAUGUGACGGACAAUCCUCCAAUCAAAUGUCAAGGAUCUGCUUGGGUGUUAUUUAAUAAGGUUUAUAAAACACCUCUUGCUAUAAUGUAAUUUAGGUUUUACCAUUUCACCUAACACUUGUUGGCAAAGGCGUCCUUACAUGCUUUACACUUAACCAUGCUGUAGUUUUUGCAAUUCAGCUUCUCAGCAGCAAGUAAGAAUGAUUUUAGCCCCUCAAUUGUUAUAAAUAUGUCUAAACGGUUAGCAUUUUUAAAAAUAAAAAGUGUGUAUCUCAGAUAGUUGUAUUUAUAUGUUACGGGUAUAUCUUCUUUUAUAAACUUAACAUUUUUAAAUAGCUUUGUAGUUUGUACCUGUGCAGGGAGAUUGGAAAAACAAAAACAAAUUACAAAAUCAAAUUUGUCUUUGUACGAGUUUCUUGGUGGUUUGUUAUGGAAAUAAAUGUGUGUUUUGCUAGAAGCUUAGAAUGGUUAAUCAAGGUGUAGCUGACAUAACUAGUGCUAAGCAUUUACUUGUUCAACUCAAACAUUUUCAGCACACAAACACAACAGUUAUGUUUGUUUCCAGUUUGAUAGACAUGGUCAGUCCGAAACACACACAUAACUUUGAACCCUUGCAUUCAGGUCACAUUUGGCUACUGUCUAUCUAGUGCCUGGCCUGACAUUUUUUGAGUCAAUUUGCAUGUUCAAAUAUGGCGCGUGACUACCUGCACGCCAAUGCCUAACAUGAUAGUGUCCUUCACAACAAGCAAAGAAAAUAAGUCCAAAAUGGUGCAGCAAAGAAUACUGUGUUGAUGUCGACAGAUGAAUUGUAUCGGGGCAAGCUUUUGUAUGCCUUUGGAUGAGCAAACCCUGGUACCAAUGUGCCAUUUAGACAUUCGUUCAGGUGUCCACUGCUUUUUUUGUAUGCAACUACACAAAAGCUUGCCCCGAACCAAAGCAGUGUGACUUGGCAAGUCAUUGCACCAGAAGUUGUAUAAAUGUAACUUGCAAAUUGCUUAAUAGUCUAACCAACCCACUGGCAAUAUAACAAAUAAGUGUUGGUUCUGAAUUGCAGUCACAACGAUGUUUUGAACAAUACACCUUGCUUGAAUUGUCUUUAGGAGAAUGCACAAGUUGUACGAGAAGGAUUUGCCCUGGAAUUCAGCAAUGUGGCCCUACGAAUACCGAUAACGCACCCAUGUCUAAAACCAAAGACUACAAAUUCACAUACAUUCCCAUACAAGCACACAACACACAAAUCAUAUAAUUAAUUACCAGCAUUCAGAACUUAAGAGUCCCUCAGCAGGAAGCAUUUUAAUUUCACUGAUCAUUAAGUUUCAGUCAUAGAAAUAAAUCAGAGAAUGGCCACUUUUUAUAACAGGCAUGAUAUAUGGGUUCAGAAAAAUGGUAAGAAGAUUUCAUCAAGUACAAUUGGUGACCUACAUGUAUGCGUUAGAGGACUUUUUAGGCAAUGUUUUUAACUUUUCCAAAUGCAAAAACAGACUUGAAGCCAUUGGACCCUUUCGGUAAACAGUGUUGUCCAAGGC
Messenger RNA from Asterias rubens (European starfish), 2390 nucleotides. Its product is annotated as Rieske domain-containing protein-like. Lineage: Eukaryota; Metazoa; Echinodermata; Asteroidea; Forcipulatida; Asteriidae. The transcript is spliced from 5 exons. The record is from RefSeq and is a predicted model, not a curated record. Bases 83 to 562 code for a protein of 159 amino acids. Gene Ontology annotation, molecular function: 2 iron, 2 sulfur cluster binding.